Nematolebias whitei (Rio pearlfish) is the source of this 1294-nucleotide messenger RNA. RefSeq names its product chromosome 6 C19orf47 homolog (gene c6h19orf47). The record is from RefSeq and is a predicted model, not a curated record. The coding region runs from base 8 to 1198 and encodes 396 amino acids. The transcript has 8 exons. Gene Ontology annotation, cellular component: nucleus. NCBI's taxonomy places the organism in Eukaryota, Metazoa, Chordata, Actinopteri, Cyprinodontiformes, Rivulidae.
UGUAAACAUGGCGUCCGUGACAACAGCCACCUCAGAGUGGAUCCAGUUUUUUAAGGAUGCGGGGAUUCCAGCUGGUCUCGCUGUCACUUACGCUGUUUCUUUUGUGGACAACAGAAUUCAGAAGAACAUGCUGAUGGACCUCAGUAAAGACAUCAUGAUGGACCUUGGUAUUACUGUCGUUGGUGACAUCAUCGCCAUUCUUAAACAUGCCAAGCAGGUACACAGGCAGGAUAUGUGCAAAAUGGCAACUGAGGCCAUCUCUUCUGGACAGACGAGCCUUAAGGCUGAGCUCAGAAGAACUGCCAACACUCCUGCUACACGUAUGAUUGCCAACGCUCUGAGCCAUGACUCCCCUCCAGCCACUCCCACCCGCCGACCUGACAACCGGCUCUCCGUCACGGUGUCCAACUCUCAGGCGAACAAAAACCACAAAGCAGUUGUAAGUCAACCAGCUGAUGAGGGGAACGGUUUGCCAGCGGCGAAGCGGCGGCGCGUGACAGCUGAGAUGGAAGGCAAGUACAUCAUCAACAUGCCCAAAGGCACCACGCCUCGUACACGUCGUAUCCUGGCCCAGCAGGGCAAGAAAGGUUUGAAGCGUACGUCUGUGUUCGAACGACUUGGAGCUGAAUCGAUGGCAGACACAACCACUUGUAAUAACAAGCCGACUGGUGUGUUCAGUCGCCUCGACAAAGAGGAUAAAAGUGAAGACAUGCUGAAGUUGGUGACCGUGGCUGUAAACUUGGAUGAAGAGGAGGACAGUGAUGGAGAAGGCUCAGUCCUGCAGUACGCUGGUGUUCUCAAAAGACCCCCCCUAACCCAGAAGAAAAAAACAGCCACAAAAGCAGCCCCCACCAGCCUGCGACGCCUCGGAGGGAAAUUCAAACUUCCUCCCUCUGCUUGUCCCACUUCCUCCUCUGCCUCCUCCUUAAAAAGCCUCCCUCCUGCCAAACGUAGCGUUCUUCAGAGACUGGGCAAACUCCCCGCUGCGAGCGCUGUCAUGUCUGCCACACCCGCUGACACACAGGACAACAAAGUGACCAGCUCCAAGCCCCGAGCGCUGGAGAAAGCCACGAUAGCAAGCUGCAAAGUCAGCAGCAGCACUGGGGCUGCGGGGGCAGUAGGGGGAGAGUCUGUGGGGGCCAAGAUGGACGUCAAGGCUGUCAGUGUUUUUAAAAGACUUGGCAGCAAACAUCCCUAACUCACUUCCUGGAAAUACACUUGUUUUUUGGGGGGUUUUUGUAAGCAUCCUUCCUUCAUGCAGAUUAUUAUUAUCUAAAUCUAUUUUUUAUUUUCU